Myripristis murdjan (pinecone soldierfish) is the source of this 1830-nucleotide messenger RNA. RefSeq names its product leiomodin 2 (cardiac) b (gene lmod2b). The transcript has 6 exons. Bases 1 to 1704 code for a protein of 567 amino acids. Gene Ontology annotation, biological process: pointed-end actin filament capping; muscle contraction; actin filament organization. The record is from RefSeq and is a predicted model, not a curated record. Gene Ontology annotation, cellular component: striated muscle thin filament; cytoskeleton; myofibril. Gene Ontology annotation, molecular function: tropomyosin binding. NCBI's taxonomy places the organism in Eukaryota, Metazoa, Chordata, Actinopteri, Holocentriformes, Holocentridae.
AUGAGCUGUUUCGGGUACCGUCGAGAGCUGAGCAAGUAUGAGGACGUCGACGAGGACGAGCUUUUGGCCUCCCUCAGUCCCGAGGAGCUGGCUGAGCUGGAGAAGGAGCUGGCAGACAUUGAUCCUGAUGCCAACGUGCCUAUUGGACUCAGACAGAGAGACCAGACAGACAAAACGCCGACGGGCACCUUCAGCAGGGAGGCCCUCAUGAAGUAUUGGGAAAAUGAGACACGGAAACUGCUAGAGGACGAGAUCGCUGGAGGCAGCCCCAAACCGGAUGAGGAACAAGAAGAGGAGUGUGUGACAGAGAGAAAUAGCGAAGCAGAGGAUGAAAAAGAUGAGGAAAGCGAAAAGGAAAAGAAAGAGAGCACAAAAUUAAAGGAGGAGGAGGAAGAGGAGGAGGAGGAAGAAGAAGAGGAAGAAGAGGAAGAGAGUGAGGAAGAAGCAGUGACAGAGGAGGAUGACGAGGAGGAGGACGAGGAGGAGGAGGAGGAAGAGGAACUCCAACAUGAUAAAACAAAACCUGAACCGCCAAAAGACUUUGGUCCAAGAAGCGACACCCCAAAGCUUCUCAAACCUCAGAGGGUGGAGCCUAUGAGACUGACUCCUCCCCCUCCACCUGCCGACCCCAACGCCAACGGCAACCCCACCGUGGUCGACGAAGCUCUCGAGCGGGCCCUGAACAACGAUCCUGAGCUCACAGAGGUCAACCUCAACAACAUUGAUGACAUCUCGCAGGAAACUCUGAUCCGAUUUGCCGAAGCGCUGAGGUCCAACACACACGUGCGGGUCUUCAGCCUGGCGAACACCCGAGCUGAUGACCCCGUGGCGCUGGCCAUCGCUAAGAUGCUGCGGGAGAACUCGUCCAUCACCAGUCUGAACAUCGAGUCCAACUACGUGACGGGGAAGGGAGUAAUGGCUCUGGUUCAAGCACUUCCAGGAAACAACACCCUGACUGAGCUCCGCUUCCACAACCAGAGACACAUGUGUGGAGGACAGGUGGAAAUGGAGAUGGUGAAGAUUCUGCGGGAAAACUACACCUUGAUCAAGCUGGGUUACCAGUUCAACCUCCCUGGUCCCAGAAUGAGCAUGACUGGGAUCCUUACCAGGAACCAGGACCGCCAGAGACAGAAGCGGCUGCAGGAACAGAGGCAGCAGCAGGGCCAACAGGGGGCGCCGGAGGGAGCUGCCGUUUACCUUCGCACCACUGCUCUGAAGGGAACACCCAGCUCAUCGCCUUACAGCUCACCCAGAGCCUCCCCUUGGUCCUCACCCAAGCUCCCCCGACAUGACCCUGUGAAAAAACAAACCCCCCCUGCUCCCCCUCCUCCUCCACCUCCUCCCCCGCCUCCUCCUCCCCCACCGCCUCCGCUGCCUCCCCCAACACGGGAGAAGAAGAAGCCCACCAGGAUGAUCGCGGAGGUGAUCAGGGCGCACGAGGAGGGCAGCAAGAGGGAGGUGAAGAUGAAGGGGAAGAAAGGGAAGAAGGGGAGAGCAAAGGAGAGGAGAGAGAAGGAGGAGACGAGCAGCAUCCUGAAGGAGCUGAAGAACGCGCUGAGGCCCGUGUCGGCGGAGAAGAGAGGGGAGGACGGCAGCAGGCCCUCCACGCCACUGAGGUCAGCCCACGACCAGCUGAUGGAGUCCAUCCGGACCAGCAGCAUCCGCAACCUGAGACGGGUGGAACUCCCACAUCAUCUCCGAUAAUGGAAGAGGAUGAACUCACAGGUCCGUUUCUUGUCAUGGAAAUUGGGAAUUUGAAAAAUUGGAUGAAGGCUCGACCAACAACGAUUGAAAGCACAAGGUGAAAACAUGUUGGGAUUACUGAGGAGA